Lasiosphaeria miniovina is the source of this 4443-nucleotide messenger RNA. RefSeq lists its product as uncharacterized. Bases 1 to 4443 code for a protein of 1480 amino acids. Lineage: Eukaryota; Fungi; Ascomycota; Sordariomycetes; Sordariales; Lasiosphaeriaceae. The transcript has a single exon. The record is from RefSeq and is a predicted model, not a curated record.
AUGGCGGCCGACUGGAGCAUGGCGUCGCUCGCCGGCCUCAUGUCGUCGCCCGACCCUCUCAACGAGUCGAUCCUGACACCGCCGUCGCGGCGGGUGACACGCAGCCAGGCCUCGCAGCGCCUCUUCUCCCUCGGCCCCUCGCCAAAGAAGCAGACGUUCGAGCUCGACGUCGGCAACGACCUGGCCCCCCAGAAAAUCCUCGUCACCGUCGAGGCCGAAGAUGCCAACGCCUCCCAGACCAGCCGCCGUCUGUUUGGGACCCCAACCCCCAAGCGAUCUGUCCGGCGAUCCAAGCCCUCGGCUAGCACCACUACCACCACGGUGCCUCUGCGCGGCUUGACCGACGACGAGGCCCACGCCACAAGUGACGCGCCCACUUCCAGGCGUAGGGGGAGGCCACCAAAGCCACGUCUGUCGGGCACCCCAACUACAACUCGCCGCAAGCGCCCGCCAACUCCCGCGCCCAAGAUUGCUAGCAAGACGGGUGGGCCGAGGGCCUCUCUAGAGCAUGUUGCGACGUCGGAUAUUGGCGCCGAAGACGAGCUGGCCACUCCGCGCGCCAAAUCCCGGCCAGGGCGGACGCCGAAGCGGAAGGCGACUUCGCCGGCAAAAGACGACGGCGCACCAGCCUCGCAGCCGAGGAAAAGAGGUCGCCCGAGGAAAGACGCAGCGACGGCAUCUGAGGACCUUGUGCCGCUGUCGGAGCAGGAGAGCAAUGCCGACGGUGGGGUGGAGGAUAAUGCAUCCGUGGCACCUUCGGAUGACAACUUCUCGGUUGCCCGAGGCGAGCCGCUCGAAGAGCCCCACAACAGCGAAGCCUACAACACGGAGGACGACAUCUGGCUCGCCACCCUAUCGGACCAGCCAAGUCCCGUCGGCCGCCGAUCGCACAAAAGGGACGAUGAAAUGCUACCCGCUCUGGAUCAGCCGGAACCAGAGCCAGAGCCAGAGCCAGAACUGGAGACAGAACCGGAGCAGGCCCAGGCACCUUCAGAUGCUCCCCCGUCCGAGAUGGACUUCUCGCAGCACGAUGCUUACUCCUACGGCGGCGGCAUGGAUCCACACAGCGAGGCUGAAUCCUUGGCUAGCGACGGCCUCGAUCUGCAGGACCGGGAGGACACGGUGGUAGCCGAGGAGUUCACCAUGAUCUCCAUUGGCUCCCUGCCGUCCAUGCAGCCAAACUCGAGCAUGAUGGCCCCCGAGCACCAGGAUAUUGGCGAUGCCACAAGCUUGAUCAUCAACAGGACUCUGGAGGCUUUGAGGCAGAGCUAUAACCGACCAGUAGACGACAUUCCCGAACCGCAGCCAUCCUCUGCCGAUGCCGAAGCCGAACCCCGCGAGAACGCCGAUGUCCAGCCGGACGAGGAACCGGCGCAACAGGAGCUGCAACCACAAUCACAGCCACAGUCACCGCAGGCGUUCACACGAAGUCCCCGUCGGCCAAAAGCCCAGCCCCUCAGCAGACAAUUGGCUCUCAAAUCACUGCACCAGGGAGAUUCAAUAGGCUCGCCACAUCGUCUUGCAGUUCCCGAGACCACAGAGGCACACGAAACGAGCAUAUACGACGAUUCCUUCUCGGAAAUCCCCGAACAGGUCCUUAUCGCAGCAACACCGCGGCGACUACGGGUGCCCGAAGCCGAGGCCGGAGAACAAGAUGCCUACAUGGACAUUCAGCCGUCUGUCAAACGGCCUUCAACAGUGAAUCACUCCAAUCCCCAAUUUGAGUCGAAUAGGCUGUUGACACCCGAGGAGACACCCUCCCCGCUUCAGUCCGACAACAAGGACGACCCAAAACAAACAGUGCCCACUGAGCCGGCCCCUGACCAAGAAACCGACGUCCGCUCGUCUCCCCCCAUCAGCAGCGACGUCCCACAGCAACACCACAAUGUGUCCGUCAUGCGUCACUCCAGAACCAACUCGACCGAAACCCCAGCCGAGCAGCAAUCAUCCUUCUCGUCCCCCGCCGUGGCAGCUCAUAACGCCCAAGUACCAAACUUGGCACCCCCAGAGGUCCAGCCGCGGCCAACCCUGUCCCCAAUUGUGCGGGCAGGCCGAGCCUUGCAACUUGUCACGUCUGAUCCCCCGUCACCUCCAGCAAGAGACAGCGUCUUGGGGAGUCCCUUUCGGAGAUCGGUCACAAAAUCUAGCCAGUCGCCGGUACUGCCACCUACUCAAGUAGUUGAAUCUCCUUCGCCGGCCCGGGUUGAUGCUCCUGCCGCCCAGGUUGCCCAACCUCGUUCGCCAACCCAGGUUGACGCUCCGGCCGAGCAACCGGAAAAGUCGUGGCUUGCGCCUUUAAGCCAGCUUAAGAACCUGGUUGUCCAAGGUGCCCAAGCCUUUUCGCCGCGGAAUUUCCCGACCGCGGGCAUGGAAGACCCGUUUGCUCCCAACCCGUCCGAGUCGUCUAGACCGGGUUCCGUGCGCAUAUCGAUAUUCAAUCUCGGAAGCAAAUCAAGAGCCGGUGGCCAGGGUGUGGGCGUGGGUGAUAGCGGAAGCGUUGUCAGCCCUGCUAGAGCCACUUCCCCAGAGGUCAACGACAGCGAUGCCAUGAGCUGGGAGGCAGAGGGCAGUCCCAGCAGGGCUGGCGGCCAGGAGAGGUCUCCGUCUGCCAGCUCGAGUGUUAAUGCUGCUCAAGGAUCCUCGGUUGGUGAUGAGGAUGAGAUGGAUGGACCAGGAGAUAGCGAAGCAGAGAGACCAGAAGACAUGAGCCAGGACGAAUCAUCUGGCCCGCAGUUGGACCUGGAAGACGAUGAAGUGGCAGAAGACGACGACGAUGAUAUUUGGGCUAUCGAAGCACAGCGUACAGCCCUGGCUUCAACCGAGAACGCGUCGUCUAGGCGGGAAGAGUCUUUCAUCCCCCCUCGGAGGAGCAAGCUGCCAAGCCCUUGGAGGAAGAAUAGCAAACGGUUGAUGUACAGCGACGAGCUGCACCAACUGGCCAUGGAGAACUCGCGGUCAAACGAGGCCGACGAGUUUAGCAUGAUCUCUCAGGGGCUCCGAGAAGAACAGAGAAAUCCUCGAAACCCGGCCCUACCCACAAAGGUGGAUCUCUCGGCAUUCUUUUCAUCGCCGGCCGCACUUCCAGAGAUUCCAGCACCCGGCUUUGGAUUGUUCAAGGCUCUAGACGCCCGGAGAACGGAAAACCCCCUAGAUCGGCCGUCGGCCUCGCAAGGGUUUCAGGCUGCCUCGGCGACACAGACAGCUGGAAACAACUUGGCCACUGAACAGCCCGAAGAACCACAACCCCGAGCUCAAAAGUUGCCCCGGUCUGUCCCCCAAAAGGAACUUCACAUUGAGGACCGACCUCGCCGCCCCGACUUGUUCUCACCUGUCCGACAGCCAGCCGGCAGAGCAGCACCGGCCGCGCAAGUCUCGCCCUCCAGCUCUCCCGAGAACGCCAUGUACGGCCACGUCCCACAGAAGAUGAACUUUACGCCUCUGCGCCGGUCCAAGAACGACUUGUUCAAGCCUAUGGCGGCGGCAGCGCCAGGCAACUCUUUGUUUGGCGACAGCCGCGUCUCCAACUUCUUCUUAAACCCGGCACCCCCUCCCGAGGACGAGCAAGGGCAGCCCUCCAGUACGAGCCCAGAGCUAGACUUGAUGCGCCCGCAUGCCAGGCCCCGGCCGGACCGAGCCAUGUCGCCCACCAAGACCUGCAUGCGCUCCCCCCUGAAGCCCAAGACCCCCGGCCGCGUCGUCGAGUUCACCAGCAGCACGCUCUCUCCGCUGGCACAGGCCCAGGUGCGUGCCGAGCGGCGGGCCAGCGCGUCCCCCGAGAAGGAGGCCAGCCCCUCCCCGCCAAGAGGCGGCCUGGCUGUCACUAGGGAUGACAAGGAGAACCAGCAUGACGAGGAAAGCGCGGAAGAAGAGGCCGAGCAGCAGCGGCGGCGGCAGCGGCAGCGGCAGCAGCAGCAACCGACAGGCUCCCGCGCGGUGCCAGAGGCAUUCUCGUUCUCGGCAUCGCCGUCCGCUUCUAACCCCGAGGCGCGACGACCAACAACCACCAGCAGACGCAACAAGAGCGGCAGCACCGGCACCGUAGCGGCAGCCCGCGCGGCGCUUUCCAAGACGGAGUGGUCGCGCGACCACUGGCUCCGCCUCGACGAGCUGCUGCAGGCGCGCCGCCACCUCGGCGCCCUGCACUUCCAGCUGCAGCACCCGCCUGCCGCAUCCGCCGCCGCCCGCGCCCGCCAGCGCGCCGCCACCGCCCGCCGCCUGCUCGGUAAGCGCGUCACCGCCCAGGGCGAGUCUGUGGCCCUCGAGCAGUGGCACCUCGACGUCGUCGCCGCUUUCGCCACCGAGGUGGGUACCAACGGCGGGAACGGGAGCGGAUGGGACGAGACGGCCCUCGCCAAGCGCCUGUUCGCGCUCCUCGUCGGCGAGCAGCGCAGGCGCGACGGCAAGGUGCCGCUUAGGAGAGACCACCGCCCCGUCGAUGUGUGA